Cladocopium goreaui is the source of this 546-nucleotide messenger RNA. The record is from the annotation of a GenBank genome assembly. Lineage: Eukaryota; Dinophyceae; Suessiales; Symbiodiniaceae.
AGGAAUCCCUGCGAAAGGCUCAAGAUACUGUCAAGAUGGGGAAAACCUUGGAAGAAGAAGGAGUUAAAGUGAAGGAGGAGGAACGGGAGACUAUAGGCCGGGAGCAGAUUGACCUGGAUAUGAAGCUGGAAAAGAAGGAGGCCGUGUUGGAGGAGCGUGUCCGACGCACCGAGCAGCUCUUGCAGCAGGAAGAGAAGGAAUUGGAUGAUGAACUUCCUGCUAUUGAGCGUGAGGCUGGUGGCGAGAAGGUGAAACAGCUUAAGGAUGAAAAACUCCAGGUGGAAGCAGCCAGAGAAAGGUUGAGGGCGGAGGAGCUGGAGAUCAGGCAAUCCGAACGACGCAUCGACGAGGAAGUGAGAAGGCUCCGGAGGGACAGAGCCUUGCGCGUCUUCAACGUCCUUCCAGCCUUCAAAGUUCUUCUAGGGGCUGGCGGUGCCUAGUGAGGCCUAGUGCUAGGAGACUUCGAAUUAAAGUGCACCCUUGAAGAAAGCUCAAGGAAGCUUGCAACAUCUUACGACGUGCAUUGGUCUCUGCAUCUGAGAAGUG